UAUCUACACAAUCUGGGGAAUCUUAGCUUCGGUGCUAGUCCAGGCCCGCAGAUAAGUCGCUGCUCUGAGUGUGGCACGCGGAGAGCGAGGAAAUGAUAGGCGACGCUACAGCUUGGAGUGUAUGCCUUCCGCCGCCGCAUAUAAAGAGUCGAGCAAUGCACCACCUCGAAGGCUAUAGAGCAUUAUCAGCUUUCCUUACAUACUUAGUUGCGCUCGGCUCAGUAGUGAGACGUCUUCGACAUGUCUAACUUCGAUGCUGCUCCUCCGAAUACCCAUGCUGGUGGUAACAACAAUGUCCUGCGAGCAAAGGGCAACGACCCGAUGAACCCUGCGGCCCCUUCUCAAUAUGCCGACGAGAAUGUCGACAUGGUGGCUUAUUCGAAGAAUGUCCCCUUAUGGAAGCGUGUAUACCAGCACAGCUUGACUCAGAUGAUGCUACUCAGUGUUCAGGCGUUUUGUGGUCCAGCAAUGACCGAUGCUAUUGCUGGUCUCGGCGGAGGUGGACUUGCAACUCCCCAGACAAGCAACAUUGCAACUGCAAUCAACUACGCUCUUCUCGCCAUUGUCUGUCUGCUUGGUGGUCCCAUCGUGAACAAGCUCGGGACCAAAUGGGCACUCGUUAUCGGCGCCAUGUCUUUUCCCAUUCGAGGCUCUUCAUAUUAUUGCAAUAGCAAGUUCGGCAACCAGUGGUACCUGAUCCUUGGUUCCUUCUUCACCGGCAUUGGAACAGGGUGUUGGUAUGUCGCUGAGUCGGGUUCUAUCAUGUCACUGGCUCCCUCAGGAGCACGUGGGAAGUACCUCGCUCUGUGGAUCGUAUCGCGGAACUUGGGCCAGCUCGUUGGAGGUGCGAUCAACCUGGCGAAGAACCACCAGAAGGGCGCAUCAGGAGGUGUGACACCGGAUACAUAUAUUGCGUUCCUGAUCAUUGAGUCGAUGGCUUUGCCGUUUGCCUUUUUGAUCUCACCUCUAGAGAACGUAGUCCGUUCUGACGGCACGAGGAUCUUGGUUUCCGAGCGAAUCGGUACGAAGCAGGAGUUCAAAAAGAUCAAAGUCACGAUGACCUCAAAACUCAUUGUGCUUUCUGCGCUUUGGGCGUUUUGGUCUUUCUUCUACAGCGGCACCUGGUCAACCUAUCUUGGAACGUAUUUCUCCGUUCGCUCGCGCGCUCUCUCCUCGCUCGUCUCGCCCUUCUUCUGCAUCGUCGGUUGCUUCGGUCUAGGUUUUAUCCUCGACAUGAAGAAUUUUUCGCAACGUCGCCGCGCUCAAAUUGGUCUUAUCACCGUCGUCGUCCUCAACCUCGGCGUCUACAUCUGGUCCGUCAUCAUGCAAACCCGGUUCAACGCUUCCUCUCCUGGCAAGAUCGACUGGGAUGAACCUCUUUACCCCAUCGCGUUUCUGCCCUAUUUCUUCGUCCAGACCACUGGUCCCCUAUCCCAGUCGUACAUGUACUGGCUUCUCAGCUCCUUUGCGACGGACGCACAGGCCAACGUGCGGAACGGUGCGGCGUUCAGAUGUCUUGAGGCGGUGGGGCAGGCUGUCAGCUAUGGGAUGAACACGCAGAUCAAGACGAGUCCGCUGAUUGGAUUCUGCGUUACCUUUGGAUUAAUGGCGCUUGCGUUCGCCCCAAUGCUCAUAUUGGUGAACUCGGUACCUGAUCGCAUUCCGGCCGAUGUAAUCGCCGAGGAACAGGACAAGGUGUAUACGAAGACUGAGAAUAUUGAGGCAUCGAACGGUGCAUAACGGGUGGCAGCAAAGCAUAGCGGAAUACAUUGUGGAAGCGUAGC
Molecule: messenger RNA, 1784 nt
Organism: Paraphaeosphaeria sporulosa
Lineage: Eukaryota; Fungi; Ascomycota; Dothideomycetes; Pleosporales; Didymosphaeriaceae
Product: MFS general substrate transporter
Exons: 3
Coding region: 241-1740 (499 amino acids)
Biological process (GO): transmembrane transport
Molecular function (GO): transmembrane transporter activity
Source: RefSeq, a predicted model, not a curated record